UUCCCGUCGCACAGGAUAUUGGACCUUGUAUAAAUAUAGCGUACAUCAAGCGCCACCAUCAUUUUGGACUCAGGAGCGAUUGGUAAACUCUUAAGCCUUACGUUACCAGUCUAACACACGUUUGCCGAGCAAUUGUUAUAGGCCUAUCACUUUUGUUGAACCUGUAUUUGCGACAAUGCAGAUGGUAUUCCGUGCAAGUUUGUUAUUGUUAGUAGUGGUGGUAGACGUUUCCUAUGCAAAGUAUGGUUGUACCUAUGCAACUGAAUCGUAUUUUGGACCGCAAAAAUGUAAGGACAGUGAUGGAAAUGAAUACAAUGAAGGUGACACCUGGCGUACUAAGGAUUGCAAGAACUGUGAAUGCUACAAUUUCUAUCACUUGUGCUGUGAUCUGAAACCUGUAUACUAUGAUUGGAAAUCUGCUCCGAAGGGAUGUAUAGCAGAAUGGAACCCAAAGACGUGUAAGGAAGAGUUCGUUUUGGAAUCGAACCCCACAUUACCUUGUCCAUACGCUGAAGAAGAAUGGUAAUCCCCUAUUAUAUCACGCAUCGCACCACGUAACCAUGCACAUGUGACAGUAAUGAUUACUGGAUGUUGUGGCCAAUGUGAUGAGCAAGGAACACAGAGACCAGCAACCACUGAUCCAGUGCCACUAAGUUUGAUCAAUCCUUUCCUCCAUGGUUUGAUUGAUUACAUUCGUGAAACCAAGUGAAACGAAAAUUUAGGCAAAAGUAUUAUACGGGAUGGAACGUGAAUAUUUUCAAUUGCGCAAUAUCACUGUAUUCAUAAUGUUCGUACUUAUAAGAGUAUAUUGAUAAAUCAAUAUGAAUUGGUUGAACGAAUCUCUCUUUUUCUAAAGCUGUGUUGUGAGUUUGUGGAUAAGACUUCAGUCAUUUAAAAACGGCAUAAUUCUAUCCCUCACAAUAAAUUACAGAAUUUUUCCCACGAUGUAUGUUGGUCUGUAGAAUUACUGAGGUUUUGUUGCCUUUUUUUGGAAAUAGGUACCAUGGGCACAUUUCCAACAAUGCAACUGUCCUUCAGAGUGAUUGUUGUAAAUAUAGUCAAAGGAACUGUAUAAUGCAUUGACUCACCUCCCUUCAGUACCCAGGGUGAAUACUGUCAGGUCUCGAUGAUUUAGGUCCUGUUUGGUUUAUGAUUUAUUUUAAAGUAUUUAUAUUGCAAUCAGUUGAAACUGCCAUUUUAUUGAUGAUAACUUAGAUCUACUGUGUUUCCCUAAUUUAUUGAAAUACACAAUGCCCCACCCAAAGAAAAAUAUCAGAACAUAGCUGUGUUUUUUACGAUAUCAAGCUGUUUAAAAGACGAUGGCUCUCUGAGAAAAAUAAAGCAAAACAACUUAAUGAUA
Molecule: messenger RNA, 1360 nt
Organism: Anneissia japonica
Lineage: Eukaryota; Metazoa; Echinodermata; Crinoidea; Comatulida; Comatulidae
Product: beta-microseminoprotein E1-like
Exons: 4
Coding region: 176-526 (116 amino acids)
Source: RefSeq, a predicted model, not a curated record